Oryzias latipes (Japanese medaka) is the source of this 5620-nucleotide messenger RNA. RefSeq lists its product as uncharacterized. Gene Ontology annotation, cellular component: cytoplasm. Lineage: Eukaryota; Metazoa; Chordata; Actinopteri; Beloniformes; Adrianichthyidae. The record is from RefSeq and is a predicted model, not a curated record. Gene Ontology annotation, molecular function: ATP binding; hydrolase activity; aminoacyl-tRNA ligase activity. Gene Ontology annotation, biological process: tRNA aminoacylation for protein translation.
UCCAGUCAAUAUAAGGAACACAUCUGCUCUUUCUUUUCAUCUGUGAAAAUUGACGAUAUUUCUGCUGAUUUUUCUCUGAAAGUUUGCAUCUCUUUUGUCUGCAGGUCUUACGCCUUCUCUAUUCCACCAGGAUGUCACUUCUCAACUUCCCUAUUCCGAAGUUGGAUGUCACUUUGCAGGAAGUAAGCCGUGUUCUGCAGCUUACUUUCAGUUCUGAACUUUACGGGGAGUUCAAGAGCACCUUGAGGCAACAGAGGGGAGUCCUGGAAGAAGCCCAGAAGAAACUCGCCACGGUUGCUGUGGGCCAAGAGAACUGGGUGACACAACAGUUCAAAAGAGGCUUGCUGUCCUGCGCCGACCCCCUACCCACUUCAACAGCUCUUCCAGUUGUUCUGCUUCCAUCCAAAUUAAAGGGGUGCACACAGCUGGCCAGGUCAGCAGCUCUGCUCUGGGCAGCAGCAAAACUGUACAGUGAGCCUCUCUUACUGGAGGGCGAUGCCCCUGUGGAGCACACUCAGCAGUCUGAGGUGUUCGCUGCCAGCCGUAUUCCAGGAAGAGAACAGGAUGAAAUCAAGGUCUACCCUGACAGCCUUCAUGCAGUCAUCACCUGUGCUGGGGGAGCGUUUCCUGUUGACAUCCUGCGCCGUCCCAGCGCUGGUGGUCCAGUCUCUGCAAAAUCAUUCACAGAGAUCUACACCCAGUUGGCUCAGGUGAUGGAUCAGCCCAGAGCUGGGGAGCAGAAUGAUCCCUCUGUGGUUUGCACCCUUUCAGCCCUGGAGCGCAAAUCCUGGGCUGCCGUCAGGGAGGAGAUGCUAGAGCACGGGGGAGAAGCACUGGCUUCUCUGGAGCUAAUGGAGAGUGCAGUGCUCAUACUCUGCCUGGAAGACUGUGAUACGCCUUCGGAACUGGCUGAUGUUCUCAAUGCAGUACGACUGGGGGGAGGAGGAGGAAGACCAUUCCUGAGAUACUAUGACAAGAUCCUGAACCUUGUGGUGUUCAAAGACUGCACAGCUGGGAUGGUGUUCGAGCACAGUGCUGUGGAUGGGAUGGUGGCUACUCUUGUGACUGAACGUGUGUACCACCUGUCUGAGAGUGUUGAUUUAAACCAUGUCCAAAAUGACAUAGAAAACAUGACUAGUGGUAAUUCUGUUUGCCCGUCUGCCUUAAAAUUUCCACUGAAAUCAACAUGCGCUCUCCUGCAAAACCCCGAAUUAACAAAAACCCAUCCAGUUCUCACAUUUGAUUUUUCCUCUUAUCCUGAUGUCUUUUCAACUCUCAGAGGGCAGAGAGGGCUCUAUGAUGCUUGGAUAAACUUCUCAUUGCAGCUCACCCUGCGUCAGAUACUUGGUGAGGCUGCUAACUGUCACAUAUUUGUCACUCCUACCCACAUGAGGCACUACAAACACGGUCGAUGUGAUCCUACCUAUUCUGUCACUAUGCACUCACGUAAGUUAGCAGGUAUCUUAGCAUCUCACAUCAGUCCAGAUGGCACAAUCAAGUACACUACUGACCUGUUGGAGUUGUUCCAUGCUGCAUUUAUGGAGCACAAGAACCUCAUCAGAAACACCAAGACCGGCCAGGGCGUUGGUCCCCAUGUGGCUGCCCUCCGUCGAUCUUUACCGCCUGACAAUCCAAUGAAGAAGUUUCUGGAUCCUUUUGGAUGUCCAUCAGUGUACCUCACGGGUAUAGAUUUUAUGGAGGGCAUUGAAUGUGGAGUUGGAAAUGUUUAUUCUCAAGAUCAAUUGGCUGUGACCUACCUGGGGAAGAGAGACAAGGUGCGCAUUAUGCUUAAUGGAAAAGGGAGCUUUGCUCUAGUUUUAGAAAAACUUCAAGAAAACCUCAAGAUAAAUCUGAAGUCGGUGAUGCUUUUAGCUGUUCGAUACGCCAUUGCAAGCCAAAUGCAAGCCCUGGAGUGUCUUUUCCAUCAGGGUCAGAAAGAUCAGAAGAUCACUUGUUCAGGAUCUUCAGACCAAAGUGAAACCAUUGCUGAAACUCCCACAGGCAUGAGGUCAAACAACACUCUGGUGAUUCAUGGUGGCGCUGGAGAGGACAUGAUGCUUAACAAUAAAGUGGCGGAUAUCAUUGAGUUCGCUUUACAAACUGCCUUAACCCUUGGGUCUCAAGUGCUUCAACAAGGUGGCAGCAGUUUGAAUGCAGUUCAGAGGUCUGUGGAAGCUUUGGAAGACUGCUUCCUGUUCAAUGCAGGAAAAGGUUCUGUUUUUAACAAGAAUGGUGUGAAUGAAUUGGAAGCAACCAUUGUUGAUGGCAGCACAAAGAGGGUGGGAUCUGUCGCAUGUGUGAAAAGUAUAAAGAACCCAAUAAAAGCAGCCAGGGCUGUAAUGGAUAAAAGUCCACAUGCACUGAUUGUCGGGCAGGGGGCUGAAGAUUUUCUCCAAGGUUUGGAAGGAAAAGAGAAGCAUGUUGGGCCAGAGUAUUUCCACACUGAUAUACGACAGAAAGAGUUGUUUUUGAAACUCGCUGGUGGAAACAGCUCAAAAGGCAGUCACCCUCAGACUGUAGGAGCUGUGGCCUUGGAUUCUCUAAAGCGAUUGGCUGCUGCAUCCUCAACUGGUGGAUUGGUAGGAAAGCUGAAAGGCAGGGUUGGUGACACAGCAGUGGUAGGGGCAGGGAUAUAUGCUGAUGAAAAAGUGGCUAUUACCUGCUCUGGAGAUGGAGAUGUUUUCCUCAAGAACACAGUGGCACAAAAGGUAGCCAGUCUGUAUCACAACAAAGGCUACAGUCUUAGGCAAGCCUGCAGGGAAGUGAUGGCAGAGGACCUGAAUGGAACAUGUGCAGGAUUCAUCGCUGUGGACACCAAAGGUGAAGCAGUCAUUGAAACAAAUGCUGGUGUUAUGUUUGUGGCCUCAAUGUCUGGUGGUGUCUCACGGGCAGAGAUCAUUAGGCCUGUAGGGAGUUUCUCCAAUGUAAUCUGGAAAACAGACAAGCUAGAAGCUUACCUAGAUCCUAAACCCUGGACUCCUGGAUCAGCAAUUCUAACCAGAAAAGCUCAUACUGGUGCAUCCAGCCUCUUCCAGUUGCCUACACUUGAUUUUAUUUCUAUGUUACAUGGAGCGAAAGCUGUGUCAAACUUGUUGUGUGAGCGACUGGGAGUACAGCGUUGUGCCUUGGUUUGCAACCCAAUCCCUGACCAACCAGUUCAAAUCAGAUUACUCCCACUUCAUGGUUUGGAGCCAACAUGGAAGCCUCGUCUUGGGGCGGAGGAGGAAUUCCAUCAUCACUACACUGGUUACUGUACAUCAAAAGAUGGGCCGCGGUGGGAGGAUGAAGCACUGACCCAGGUUCAAUCCCAGAUCAGGAGUGCACUGCCAACACCAGAGGUGCCAUUUUGCUUUGACUAUUUUGGUGAUUCUUCAGAUGAUAACCUGUUCAGCCGUAUUAUACGGGGAGAAGAGCAGCAGUGGCGUGUGUGGGAAGACAGUGAGCAUGUCGCUUUUCUCACACCAUACCCAAAUAGACCAGGAGUAACUGUUGUGGUGCCACGUAAAGCACUGCCCAGUGAUGUCUUCAAGCUGAAUGAACCCGACUACACAGCACUGAUCCUGGCCACUUAUAAAGUUGCAAAACUACUUGAAGAAGGAAUGAAAGCCCAGGCUGUUGCAAUGAUCUUUGAGGGCUUUCAGGUUGACCAUGCUCAUGUCAAGUUGAUCCCUCUGUUGCCCUUACCAGAAGGCUGUAAACCUGUUGAGAUACAACCAGAAUGCUUUCAAAGCUACCCUGGAUUUGUAUCAUCAAUUGAUGGUCCACCAGCUGAAGGUAAAACGCUCCAAAACAUCUACUCAAAACUUGUGCAGUGCAAGCCACCUCGCUCAUGGGAGGACCCUCAAUCUCACCCCACAUUUGCAAUCAGCAGCCAGUGGUAUCGCAACCUGUUCCAGAUUCAGAACACCCUGUUUCACAGCACCGUGGAAUAUUUCCACAGUUCCUGCCAGUUUGCUUAUGCUCUGACCCCACUUACAACAGACACCAUUUCUUCUCCAAUGGGCCUUGGAUCUGACUCAGAACCAGUGUCUGUUAGCCUGCUGGGACAGGACGUCUACCUGGCUGACUCCAUGCAGUUUGUACUUGAAUACUUCCUUCGCUUCCAGGAAGACCUCGCAGGCACUUACUACAUAUCUCCCAGCUUCAGAGGGGAGGAUCCAGAUGCCACACACCUGAACCAGUUUUACCAUGUUGAAUGUGAACUGCUGGGUGACAUGGACGAUGCAAUUUCUGUUGCAGAAGGUUACUUGGGCCAUUUAACUAGAUCAAUGUUAAAGAAACACUCAGAUCUAAUCCUGAGCUCUGCUGGCACCCUCACACAUGUCACUGCUCUGCUUAGCAAACUGCAGGGAAACAGUGCCCUCCCAAGGAUUCCUCUGGAUCAGGCCAUUCCCAUGAUGCCUUCUGCUGACUGCCUAGAGUGGGUACAAGACGGCCAGCCAGAAUUUGGUAGAAAGCUGACACGCAAAGGAGAACGGGUUUUGAUUGAGAAGUAUGGUGGUGCUGUUUGGCUGACUGAGAUGGACCACUUAGGAGUUCCCUUCUACCAAGCAUAUGUGGAGGGAACCAAGAGGCACAAAGCAAAGGCUGCUGACCUUUUGCUGGGACUGGGAGAGACUGUGGGUCUCGGGGAACGCCAUUCCACACGAGAGAUGGUUCAAGAGGCCCUUGUGCACCACAAAGUGCCAGAAGAGUCUUACAAGUGGUACAUUGACAUGCGCCAAGUGAAGCCCCUUCUCACCAGUGGAUGGGGAAUGGGCACAGAGCGCUAUUUGUGUUGGCUGCUUCAACACAAUGAUGUCAGAGAUCUGCACAUUAUACCUAGGUUGAAAGGAAAGAAGUACAUGCCGUGAUCAAGUCCACGGCAGAUUGUUAGGCCUUUAGAUGUGAAAUAUUUGAAAAACCUGGGCCAAAACUGAGUAUACAGGGCCAUUUAUAGCUGACAGAUGUACAACUUGAACAAAAAUGUGUACUUUGUCCUUUUAAUUAUAUUAAUUUCACCCAUUUUCCAAACCAGAGGAGACUUGCUGCCAAUUGAAUGAACAAUUGGUUCCACAAAACUUUUUUAUACUCAACAAAACUGGUAUUGUUUCAUUGAAGAACAAAAUAAUUAAAUACAUUUUUGUUUUGUUGUUCAGCUACAACAUUUGUCCAUAGAAAUGUGAACAUUAAAGAAAUAUUGUAUCCUUAUUUUUUACAGUCUUUGGAGAAUGCUUGUUUCCACUGUUUCAAUUUUUACUUUCUGACUUUUUAUGACAUUAUAAAAUGUUUUAAGAUAAUAAAGAAAUUAACUUCCAAUCACAGCUAUUACCAACAAGGCAUCAGUUUUUCUUCUUGUAACAAUUUUUACGUUAUAGUUUUAGUUUUGCCUCUUUCUCGUGGCGUUUUUUAUUUUAAAUUCAAACAAAUCAUCCUGUAUUGAUUUUAUUUUCUUGUUACUGAAUUCAAUUUGAUUAAUUUGUUAAGAGCAUUGAAAAUUUGCUGUUUCAGAUGACUUAUGAAAUGAUGAAGUUGUUUGAGAAUCAUGGAUACAUUUUUGUUUAAACUGUAAAGAUGGUUCAUUAUCAGCAAACUUUUUGGUUUAAUGUAAUUUGAUUCAAUAAAAGAAUUUGGGGGAAAA